UCCGGAACGGAAUUAUGGGGUCCGGAAAAUCGUGAAAAUCCACUUUUUGCAAAUUUCUCUCGUUGGAGCGUUGCGGCGCAGCGGCGCACUGUCGUUUCGUCUGCGCUCUCCACCGCCAACUGUGUACUCUCGUCGAAGUGGGACAUUAACGACAACGCUCCGGAAUGUCCGGAACAGAUGACGUUUUACGUCGCGGAAAAUUUGCCGCCGUACAGUGUUGUCGGUGUGCUGAAUGGCUUGGAUCGGGACGCCGGCCUAAACGGUACUGUGUUCUACGACGCGCAGAUGCAGAUGCAGAUCAAUGAGGAUGCCACCAGCAGAUCAGCGAUCGGAUCAAUCAGAAGUGAUCAUCAAUCCGCGAGCAGCAAAUUUGAAAUCGACCGCAACACGGGGGUGAUUCGAACACGGGUUUGGCUCGACAGAGAGCUGCAAGCCUCGUACAAAUGGCGUGUUCGAUUAACCGAUGGCGGAGGUCUAGAGCGAGAGUGUCUAGUGACCAUUCGGGUGGAGGACCGAAACGAUCAAGCACCUGAAUUCAGCGAAAGAUUCUAUCAUUUCGAAGUCAGCGACCUGAGAAAGCAUGAGAUUGGCCAUUUGGUAGCAAGGGAUGGGGACGAUUUGGCCUCGGGCAAUGGCCAAGUGCGAUAUUAUUUGCACGAAUCAGCUACUACCCUCUCAAGGCGAUCUCAAACCCGACAUUUCAAGGUUAACCCAGUGACUGGUGAAUUGCGGCAUGACGGUCGUCUCCAGUACGGCCAAAUCUAUAAUUUGAGUGUGCUGGCUCGAGACCAGCCCAAAAAUCCUGCCGAGAAGCCGCUCUCCUCGCAAAUUUCCUUAGUAUUCGUCAAUGUUUCCGGAACUCAUCAGGAAUUAUUCACUUCCCAGAUGUGUACUCCCGUAUUCGUGUCAUUUCCCGACAAACCACUCAAAAUCCGAGAGUCAUGGCCCAUCGGGGCAGUGCUAGCCUCAGUCCAGGCCACACUUCCCUCAACCUGCCCGGAAUCCUUCAGGAGGAAUGGUGAUACGAUGAUCCGCUAUUCCUUGUCAGUAGUUGUUGACGAGGCUCACCAAAGCCAAGGAGGUCUUGAAGGAGGUCCGGGAGGUCGUCAGACCCCCAGUAACCCCCGGAAACCCGGAAACUCGCUGGAAAACAUCAGGCAGAAGAGCAGCAGAGGUGAGGCUAGAAUCGCAGAAGGGGGGUUGUUUUGGAUCGAUGCAGAAGACGGCGAUAUCCGGCUGGUUGGCCGGCUUCAAGCGCAUCGUUCCCAGAAGUAUCUAAUUAAAGUUAUGGUCCAAGUGGUCACUGCUGCUGGUGGCAAUUUAGUGGGUGGAAACGCAUCAAUUUUAGUGGAACUCAACGUGGAGGAUGUCAACGAUCACGCGCCAGUGAUAGAAACUGAGCAAAUUCACAUUAAGGAAAACAAUGAGCCUGGGCAAGUUUGUGGCCUGAUUCGGGUACGAGAUGACGACUUGGGCGAAAAUGGGCGCGUACAACUGCGGAUUCUACAUCAGCUACCUGAGACUAGUGGUCAUUUC
Molecule: messenger RNA, 1536 nt
Organism: Anisakis simplex (herring worm)
Lineage: Eukaryota; Metazoa; Nematoda; Chromadorea; Rhabditida; Anisakidae
Source: the annotation of a GenBank genome assembly